AUGCUGAGACCACUUCGUACAGGUCCUCAGAAGUUCAAUUUGGAGUUAAGAAUGAGACUAUUAUAGUGAAAGACCAUCAACAAGUGGUUCUUCAGAUGGUUGAAGAGCGUUCUUGAGAGAUCUACCACUACCCUGACUGAUUCCUCUGGUCAAUGGCCCAAUCGUAUUUCAGAUUAGUCUCUCAGACUCUUAGAAGAUACUUGAUAUUAUAAAUCCAAGCUUGUGAUUUUCCUGUUAGGGGGGGUCGUGUAGGGUGCAAUGUAUUGCAGGAGCUCGUCUUGGCCACAUACAACAGUGGUGGACUUUGAGGUGAGCUUAAGACAGAGUAAGAACGGGGACCAUCUGACUUCCAAUAACUUCAACUUGUGGGACCUGACUGGGACAAACAACCUCUAAACAACACCCCUUAGUAAGAACUGGGAUCAAUUGCCACCCCAUUGCUCCCUGGAAUAAGAACAUAGUUCUCCCAUAGGUUCCCAUUACAGGUUGAGGUCAAUUGUCUUCCAACCUUUUUUUCCAUAGGAAGAAGCAGGAAGACUCCCAACUUCCCAUAGCAAGAACUUUGAAGAAUACGGAUUCCUACAGCCCCCCCAUAUUGACACUUGCAGGCAAUUUGCUCUCUUUGUUCUAAGAAUGGAGCACAAUAACCCCACCCAUGUACUUCCAUAGAUACUGACCGACUAAACAAACUGCAACUCCCUGUCUUAUUCUUCAAACAUUGUAGCAGGUCAAUACCCCUCCCGGUAUGUUAAUGAGUUGGCUUCUGCUGCAUGGCUUAGAAUUGCUCCUCUGUAUAGAUCUGCACCUUCUGCCCCUGAAAACCCCUCUGUAUAGAUCUGCACCUUCUCCCCCUGAAAACCUCUCUGUAUAGAUCUGCACCUUCUCCCCCUGAAAACCCCUCUGUAUAGAUCUGCACCUUCUCCCCCUGAAAACCCCUCUGUAUAGAUCUGCACCUUCUCCCCCUACUGACCCCUCUGUAUAGAUCUGCACCUUCUCCCCCUACUGACCCCUCUGUAUAGAUCUGCACCUUCUCCCCCUGAAAACCCCUCUGUAUAGAUCUGCAUCUUCUCCCCCUGAAAACCCCUCUGUAUAGAUCUGCAUCUUCUCCACCAAAAAACCCCUCUCUAUAGAUCUGCACCUUCUCCCCCUACUGACCCCUCUGUAUAGAUCUGCACCUUCUCCCCCUACUGACCCCUCUGUAUAGAUCUGCACCUUCUCCCCCUACUGACCCCUCUGUAUAGAUCUGCACCUUCUCCCCCUACUGACCCCUGUAUAGAUCUGCACCUUCUCCCCCUACUGACCCCUCUGUAUAGAUCUGCACCUUCUCCCCCUACUUACCCCUCUGUAUAGAGCUGCACCUUCUCCCCCUGAUAACACCUCUGUAUAUAUCUGCAACUUCUCUCCCUGAAAACCCCUCUGUAUAGAUCUGCACCUUCUCCCCCUGAAAACCCCUCUGUAUAGAUCUGCACCUUCUCCCCCUACUGACCCCUCUGUAUAGAUCUGCACCUUCUCCCCCUACUGAACCCUCUGUAUAGAUCUCUACCUUCUCCCCCAAAAACCCCUCUGUAUAGAGCUGCACCUUCUCCCCCUGAAACCCCUCUGCAUAGAUCUGCACCUUCUCCCCCUGAUAACACCUCUGUAUAGAUCUGCACCUUCUUCCCCUGAAAACCCCUCUGUAUAGAUCUGCACCUUCUCCCCCUGAAAACCCCUCUGUAUAGAUCUGCACCUUCUUCCCCUGAAAACCCCUCUGUAUAGAUCUGCACCUUCUCCCCCUGAAAACCCUUCUAUAUAGAUCUGCACCUUCCCCCCCUGAAAACCACUCUGUAUAGAUCUGCACCUUCUCCCCCUGAUAACACCUCUGUAUAGAUCUGUACGUUCUCCCCCUGAAAACCCCUCUGUAUAGAUCUGCACCUUCUCCCCCUACUGACCCCUCUGUAUAGAUCUGCACCUUCUCCCCCUACUGACCCCUCUGUAUAGAUCUGCACCUUCUCCCCCUACUGACCCCUCUGUAUAGAUCUCUACCUUCUCCCCCAAAAACCCCUCUGUAUAGAGCUGCACCUUCUCCCCCUGAAACCCCUCUGCAUAGAUCUGCACCUUCUCCCCCUGAUAACACCUCUGUAUAGAGCUACACCUUCUCCCCCUGAAAACCCCUCUGUAUAGAUCUGCACCUUCUCCCCCUGAAAACCCCUCUGUAUAGAGCUGCACCUUCUCCCCCUGAAAACUCCUCUGUAUAGAGCUGCACCUUCUCCCCCUGAAAACCCCUCUGUAUAGAUCUGCACCUUCUCCCCCUGAAAACCCCUCUGUAUAGAUCUGCACCUUCUCCCCCUGAUAACACCUCUGUAUAGAUCUGCACCUUCUCCCCCUGAAAACCCCUCUGUAUAGAGCUGCACCUUCUCCCCCUGAAAACCCCUCUGUAUAGAGCUGCACCUUCUCCCCCUGAAAACCCCUCUGUAUAGAUCUGCACCUUCUCCCCCUGAUAACACCUCUGUAUAGAUCUGCACCUUCUCCCCCCAAAAACCCCUCUGUAUAGAGCUGAACCUUCUCCCCCCAGUGACCCCUCUGUAUAGAUCUGCACCUUCUCCCCCACUGUCUCUGUAUAGAGCUGACAAUGUACCUGCCCCUUUGCCCCCCACAGACACAUACCCCCCAAUAACACUUGUGCAGAGCCAGAGAUAACCAGACCCCUCCCUAUAGCCCUAGAGUUCCCUCCUCCAGCCCAGGAUUUGCAUCCCUCGCUCCUCCCACUUUCCCUUUCUUUAGCCUGGGAGAGGGGGGAUUUAUUCCAGAGCAGAGUUUGCAGCAGGAGAAGCAGCAGCAGCAGAGGGAGAGAGUGAGGGGAGACAUAAGGACCAGACAAAUCUCCACUCUCAGUGAGUAACAUGCAGGCCCCAUCCCCCAGCUCUCAGCAGCCCCUCAAUCCUCUCCAGAAGACCCCCGGAUGCUAAAGACCCUCAUUCAUUCCAAGCAAUAUGGGAAAACUUCUCCUUCUCCUAAACUUUCCCCCCUUUCCUUAAACAGCAGAAACUCCACCGACAACAAAGGAGGAAAAGAUCAGGGAGCUGACGUUCCAUUCAUUUCUCUGCUUUCUUUUUGUGUAUUUUGCCUUUUAUUUGCCCUUUAAUCAGCAUGUUUUCCCGGGAAUGUGCUUUGUACAUAAGGAUGUUAUUCACCUUGUGGGAUUUCUGCUCCAUCUCAGCGCUGAGCCUGGACCCCAUUUACUGGAACAGCUCAAACAAAAGGUUUGAGGACACUGAGGGGUACGUGCUCUAUCCCCAGAUUGGAGACCGGCUGGACCUGUUGUGCCCCCGUUCUGAGCCCCAGGGCCCCUUCUCCUCGUCCCCAUAUGAAUACUACAAGUUGUACCUGGUGGGCACCAAGGAAGAGAUGUCCUCCUGCUCCAUCCUGAGAACUCCCAACCUCCUCCUGACCUGUGACCGACCCUCGCAGGACUUGCGCUUCACCAUCAAGUUUCAGGAAUUCAGCCCCAAUCUGUGGGGACACGAGUUCCAGUCUCAGCGGGAUUAUUACAUUAUUGCCACCUCGGAUGGGACGAUGGAUGGGAUAGAGACCCUUCAGGGAGGAGUGUGUGAGACCAAAGGCAUGAAGGUCACCUUAAAGGUUGGGCAGAGUCCUAAUGGGGCGACUCCUCCUCGCAGACCCUCAUCUGCAGGAAAGGAUUCUGGGAUUUCACCAUCCGUGCCAAACCCUGACAUUCCAAAUGUUGGAGCAGAAACAUCUGGCAAUGCAACCAAGACCGGGGAAAAUGGUCCUCUGCCCAUCUCCCAUGUUCCUCUAGUAGCUGGUGCUGCGGGUGGGGCUGCACUUCUGCUGCUGGUCUUUGGAGUAGUGGGAUGGGUCUGUCAUAGGCGACGUCAGGCCAAACACAGCGACACCCGGCACCCACCUCUCUCUCUAGGAUCCAUCACCUCCCCAAAAAGAGGAGGUAACAACAACGGCCAUGAGCCCAGUGACAUCAUCAUGCCCCUUCGACCGUCCGAAGCGGGUGCCUUUUGCCCUCACUAUGAGAAAGUCAGUGGGGACUAUGGACACCCUGUUUAUAUCGUUCAGGACAUGGCCAGCCAGAGCCCUGCCAACAUCUACUACAAAGUAUGAAACAACUGCCAGCAUUUUUUGUCCUUGUAGCUUUUUGUUUUUGGGCGGGGCUGUAGGAUGUUUGUGGGGUGGGUUGCAGGAUGUCUUGGAAUGAAGGUGGGAAUGUGUUCAUUGCAAUGUUGGUAUUUGGAGGGUAAGUCUUGCAGCUUGCCUCUUGCACCUCUUCUCCAAAGGUUUGGUCCAUGAUCGUAUUGUGAGGCAGUCAAAAACUAAUAUUAAGAGGUUCUGCAUUACAUAUGUAAGCCUAAAAAAUAUUUCCUUUGCACCAGCAGCCAUGUUGCUUGCCAUGCCACCAGUCAUUUUGCUUGAGGCACCCAUAUGACUGCACUUAAGGCAAACAUGGAGGAGAAGGACUCAGCUUUGGCUUCAUCUGGGGCAAAGGAACAAAGGAACAUGCCAAGGGGGAAGGUAGAACCUUUUUGUGCCAGUUUUCCAUUUUUCACCGUGUUCAAGAAGAUGGUCGGCUUGUUGCUCGUCUGUGAGGUUCUCCCACUGAUGGUACAAUUCUGACGUUGAGAAAAGACUCAAUCAAUGUGGACAAAAAAAAAAGUCUGCCCUUGGUGUCCUCUUUGUUUUUCUUCUUUUUUUUUUUUUCCGUAAUCCAACCCAACGCCUUAAAUUGUUACCUGUGCCAUAUCUGCCCUUAUUUUCCUCCUGAAUUUUGCGCAGAAGUUCAGAACAAAACCCUGAACAUAAAUCAAAGUGUCCUCAUACAAUUCCAUUAUCCAUGUGUAGACCCGUUGUGCCUUUUAGAUACAGGCAAGAAAGAGCCCUUACAUGUAACCCCUUUUUCCGCUGUCAGGUUUAAACUUCUUUGUCUCGACAACCCCCCAAAUUAAUUUAUUUCUCCAUGCCGGGAGCACAACAAGAGAUGGAGCACCUGAAUGAGGCUGGACAUCCCUGUUCCACAGCCUUUGUUUAUAUUAAGAGUUAAACCCUCUGCAUUUUCAAUGUUCUUGGGUAAAGAAAUAUCAGACACAGUGAGAAAUUCUGUCCAACUGUGCGUGCGUACUGGGACUCGCUGAAAUAUGGCACCUCGGCCGGGGGCAAGGGAGAGGAAACAAGUGGGGGGGUGAAGGAAAAUGGAGCGUAAUUAAGCUAGGCCCUGUAUCCAUAGCAACCGAUUGGGCCUACUUGGUCCUUAGCGUCUCUCCCUCCUUCUCCUCCUCUCCGCGUCUGCCUCUCUUCUCGCUAUGGCAUUAAAAGUGUCGGUCGCCAGGGAGACCGGGAGCGAAAAUGAGAGAUAAAAAAGGGGGAGAUGUCGUUUUUUGUUUUUUUUUACGGCUCAGCGUUACAAGAUAUUUGAAGAUGUCAGCCGCCCGAGUAAAUACACUUGAUAAAAGAUGGGCCGCGCAAGGCGGGGGGUCCAUUUUUAAACUUGACGACGGUCCCCCAUGUCUUACAAUUCCAAGUGAAAUCAGAGUCUGUGAAAAUUAAAAAAAAGACCCCUGCUCCCACGGUAGACUGACAACUAAAAGAAAAGUAUUAAAAAAGAAUAGUCGAUUAAAUCUCUUUUUUUUUUUUUUUGGCUGAGUUUUUCAGCAUAAUGAAACUUUUACGGGAGCAAAAAGUACAAUGGCCGGCGAUGACCUUGACAUGAGCGAGCCAGUCUUUUCCCUGCUAUAAUGAUCCUGCUUUUCUGUCCGUCUCUAAGGAAACAUUUAUAUGUCAAGUAUCACAUUCUUCCAAGGCUGCUCUGGGGAUUCCAAAAUUCAAAUCCGAGAUUUGAUUAAAGGGAUACUGUCAUGGAAAAAAAAAUGUUUUCAAAAUGAAUCAGUUAAUAGUGCUGCUCCAGCAGAAUUCUGCACUGAAAUCCAUUUCUCAAAAGAG
Messenger RNA from Xenopus laevis (African clawed frog), 5943 nucleotides. RefSeq names its product ephrin-B3 L homeolog (gene efnb3.L). Bases 3127 to 4113 code for a protein of 328 amino acids. Gene Ontology annotation, cellular component: plasma membrane; membrane. Gene Ontology annotation, molecular function: ephrin receptor binding. Gene Ontology annotation, biological process: axon guidance; nervous system development; cell-cell signaling. The transcript has 5 exons. Lineage: Eukaryota; Metazoa; Chordata; Amphibia; Anura; Pipidae. The record is from RefSeq and is a predicted model, not a curated record.